Messenger RNA from Oldenlandia corymbosa var. corymbosa, 714 nucleotides. The record is from the annotation of a GenBank genome assembly. Lineage: Eukaryota; Viridiplantae; Streptophyta; Magnoliopsida; Gentianales; Rubiaceae.
AUGCUUGAUAAUAUGUUCAUUAAUCUGACAUUGGAAAAAAUUGGUGAGUUCCGUCGUGUCAGCAAAGCUUGGGAGCAAAUGACGAAAAGACAAGAAUUUGUUCUUCAAAAACGUGAGAUGAGCUACCCUGCAACUGAAAACAACAUCCUUGUUUUCACUCAAACAAGCCAAGAAGGUCAUCUAUUGCAAGACAAACCAAUCGCCACCAACAUAAAAGUGCAAAUGGAUAACCCAUGCAACCACAUACGAUUGCAAGAAGAGAUGUCGAUGGGUGACGAUGGCAUCCAGAAAAUCAUGCCUAUCACCACAGAUUUGGUCUGUCUGCAAACCAGGUCUCAAAUCAAAAUCUUGAACCCAAAGACAACACAACUUGCAUCAAUUGAAUGGACAUAUGAUGUCCCUCUCAGCAAUUGUGAAACAGCAUUUGGAGGGGAAUGGAAAACACUUUGCAAUGUAUGUGCUCGCCUUGUAUCUGAUGGAACCUGGUUUGAUAGAUUCGUGUACUGGCGUGUAGACAAACUAUCCUCUGAAAUAGCAACACCUCAAGAGUUGCUGGUCGUGUUUGACUACCACCCUCAACAAUUCCAAACCAUAAACAGCCCUCCAUCCACAAUCUUCUUUAACCCCACUGAUCCUUAUCAUAUGAAUCUCCAAGUGAAAAUAUUAGACUUUCAAGGGACUUUGUGUGUAAUAGAUGAGUACCACAUUACUUAG